Molecule: messenger RNA, 2953 nt
Organism: Myzus persicae (green peach aphid)
Lineage: Eukaryota; Metazoa; Arthropoda; Insecta; Hemiptera; Aphididae
Product: glucose dehydrogenase [FAD, quinone]-like
Exons: 6
Coding region: 552-2420 (622 amino acids)
Molecular function (GO): oxidoreductase activity, acting on CH-OH group of donors; flavin adenine dinucleotide binding
Source: RefSeq, a predicted model, not a curated record
AUUUACAAAAACAUAAUAAUAAAUUAAUUUAAUAUGACGAAAAAGAAUCCUAUACAUUCUUGCUCAGUAUACGGUGACAUCUCCGGAAAGAGGAAAUAAUAAUAAAAUAUUAAUUAUUGCGGGUUCGGUGUAAUCCUAUUUUCUCAAUUAAAAACAUUUCCAAUUAAGUUCAUUUUAAAUUGGAUAUUUUCAACUUAUAGGUACUAAGUUGUAUGUCUCAAAUAGACUUCAGAGAAAAAUCGAAAAUAAAAUAUGCUUACAAACAAACAAGUUUUUAUCUGACGACCUUCAUGCGUAAAUUCCGAAUAUUGUAUAAUUAGCAAAGUAAUCAUAAUAAACACAACUGUAGUGAGAUUAACGAGUUGACGGCGUCUCAGUAUUAGUUCAGAGAUAGUCUGCAAACUAUAUGUUUAAAGAAGUCAUUCCUGAAAUGAUCCUUAUUAAAGUUUAAAUGUAUACAUUUUAGAUCAUUACACUAAGUAUCAACACUCUUGUAAUAUUACAAUAAAUUUCUUUUAAGAAAAUUAAAAAGGAAGCACUGAAUUUUCAAAAUGAUUUCACAAUCGAUUCAGCUGCGGAUCUCAUUGUAUUUAUUUAUAGUUUACGGAUCUAAGACAACGACCACUGCUGGAUAUCCACCACUAUUCGAAUCAGGGCUGACGUACUUGGCUGAAACUUUGGAAUGGGAAUCACAUGAAACCGUUAACCGGGCAAAAGUUCUCCUAGAAUAUGAUUUCAUCGUCGUCGGCGCCGGAAGUGCAGGAUCCGUAGUGGCGAGUCGAUUGUCCGAAGUCAAAAACUGGCAAGUACUGUUGAUUGAAGCCGGGCAACAAGCCACGCACGUCAUGGACAUACCUUUGACCGCCCCGUUUUUGCAAUUUAGCUCGGCCAAUUGGAAAUACAAGACGGUACCGAUGAACAACUCGUGCUUAGGUUUCGAAGGCAAUCAGUGCAAAUUUCCUAGGGGCAAAGUCAUGGGUGGCAGUAGAAUACUGAAUUACAUGAUAUAUACACGUGGUAAUAGAAGGGAUUACGAUAAAUGGGCAGAUAUGGGUAACACAGGCUGGGACUAUGACAGCGUUCUGAAGUAUUUCAUAAAAUCGGAAAACGCCAACUUGUCUCACUCAGAUCCAGGUUAUCAUGGAAGAAAUGGAUUGUUGUCGGUGUCCGACGUCCCGUACAGGACGCCAAUAGCGAAGGCUUUUGUGGAAGCUGGAUCUCAAAUAGGACUUCCCAUUGUAGACGUCAACGGGGAAAAACAAGUCGGGAUUAAUUAUUUGCAGACCACUGCGAAGAACGGUCGCCGCUGGAGCACAAACACGGCUUUCCUGUUCCCUGCGAAAAAAAGACCUAACCUGCACGUGAAAAAGCUCAGCAUGGUAACGCGAAUACUGAUAGACGGACAGACAAAAAAGGCUAUAGGAGUGGAGUUUGUCUCAAAGCGCCAGAUAUACAGAGUGUUCGUGCGGAAGGAAGUGAUCGUUUCCGGUGGGACCAUAAACACGCCACAGCUGCUCAUGCUGUCCGGAAUCGGUCCGAAGCAACAUCUGGCUGACCACCUCAUCCCGCUGGUGGAAGACUUGCCGGUCGGCGAGAACCUGAUGGACCACGUGUCCCUGGGAAGUUUGGUCGUAUCGAUAAACAAUUCCGUUUCGAUCAAAUUUAACAAGGUUUUGGAUGAUCCGAACAGCUUAAACGACUACAUCCGCAAUGGAGGUGGUAUCCAAACGGUGCCGGGAGGCACCGAGGCUUUAGCUUUUGUGGACAUAGACAGGCCCGGGUCGAGGGACGGACAUCCCAAUCUCGAGCUGCUGCUGGCGUCUGGAACGUACUCGGCCUACGAGCUACUGCCCAAACUGUGUGGCAUGAGGACCAAUCUGUACGACGCAGUGUAUCGGGCCACGGAAGGUAUGGACGGGUUCACGGUUUUCCCGAUGGUGAUGCGUCCCAAGAGCCGCGGCCGCGUGUGGCUGAGAGACGGCGACCCGUUCCACCACCCACUGAUCGACCCCAACUAUUUCGCUGAUGAGAGAGACCUAGACGUGAUCGUGGCCGGAGUCCGGCUUGUCCAGCGGAUGCUGCUCACGGACCCGAUGAGGUCACUCAACGCCACGAUCCUGGAAACGCCGCUGCCCGGAUGCGUGCAACAUGUGUUCGACACGGACGAGUACUGGAAAUGUUGCGCCCGCCAGAUAUCGUUCACGAUCUAUCACCUAUCUGGCACGUGCAAGAUGGGACCGGCCACGGAUCCGACGGCCGUAGUCGACCCCAGAUUGCGGGUGCACGGGGUCAGUGGCCUGAGAGUGGUGGACGCGUCGAUCAUGCCGGAAGUGCCAGCGGCUCACACCAAUGCCCCGACGAUCAUGAUUGCGGAAAAAGCGUCCGACAUGAUUAAAGAGGACUGGGGCGUUCGGACGUAGUAGAUAUUGGCGUGACAAUACUGUACGCAUUGUUGUGUAGUGCAUACAUACUCUCGAGUCUGGUCAUUGCCUGUGUUAUUUUUUAUUCUUUUAGUUUAGAAAUAACUAAGUAGUGUGUAAAAAAAAGUAGGAAAUUCCACUCUGACUUAAAAUGUUGUGCGUAACAAUCGAUUUGUGCAGUGUGUUAUAAGAAUGACUGAAGUCCAAUGACGCACUAAUAAUAAGAAAUAACUAAUAGGUAUUUAAUUAAUGAUUUCUUUUGUAUAUAUUUGAUGAUAUUUGCAACACAAGCGACGGUUAUGUGUUAUUAAACUCUUGUGUUAUUUGGAAGCAAAGUUACCUUUUUUUAUGUAACCGGUUUCAAUAACUAAGGUUAUAUUAGCUUCUAUUUUUUAACAUGUUUUUUGAAGGUACUUAAUUUGUUAGUGGUUAUUACAAAAAAAUUAGUUUGUAUUUGCAUUAUACGCCGAAUAUUGCCUAUAUAACGAUUGUUGAUAUAUUUGUGUAUGCCAGUAAAAGUGUUUAUCAUAUAA